Macroventuria anomochaeta is the source of this 1370-nucleotide messenger RNA. RefSeq lists its product as uncharacterized. The coding region runs from base 265 to 1083 and encodes 272 amino acids. NCBI's taxonomy places the organism in Eukaryota, Fungi, Ascomycota, Dothideomycetes, Pleosporales, Didymellaceae. The record is from RefSeq and is a predicted model, not a curated record. The transcript has a single exon.
CCUGUAAAUAUUCACAUCGCGUUGCUUGCAAAGUCCCAUACAAGAGCUAGCUUGGGAAUCUCCACAAAUACACAAAACGCGGUUCAAGAGCAAGAGGACACCAAUUAGGGGCUACAUGUGCCCAAACACCAGCACGACUGUCUCUACAAUUCGCAACGUUCAAAGCCACACACUGUGCGCGAUACGAAUACGAGAGGCACAACUACACACCCAGCCUCAACUCUCUCGCCAACUUCCUCCUCACACUCACCCAGCACAUGCACAAUGCCGUCUUUCUUCAAGAAACUUAUCUACGGCAAAAAACUCUCGAACCCCUACGUGAACCCCUACCACCCCGGCCACACAUCUAUAGGCAGCCCGAACUCUUCUUCAACAUCGCCCUACCCAACAUACCCACAGCCACCAGAAGAUUUCUCAGAUCACAGUAUGCAUCCUACAAGUUUAACAUUGUCCACACGUCUCCAGCCGCGCUCAGCAAUCCCCCUCGGCUCGCGAGACUACCUAGGCGAAGCGCGUCUACUCGCAGGCCGAGAUCCAGUAACGGGCCGCCCUGUGCCGCCGCAGCAGUUCGACUCCUACGCUGCAAGAAGCGGGCAGAGCAUUAGUCCUACAGGUCAUGGAAAUCCGCAGCCGCCAAAUGCGCAGCUCGUAGGGAUCCCUGAUGGUCGCCAGCAGCCACUGCAGAGCUACCAAGCCGCGAGCGGUGCAAGCUUCAACCCCUACCCAGAAGCCGGGGACCCGACGCAGUGGGAGCCGAAGAGUUGGCACCCGGGGGAGGUGAAUGGGAACCCGUAUGUCACGGGAGGAGAUGCAGCGAUGGGUCGCCCCAUUCCUCAAACCGAAACCGGCAGGGUGAAUCACGCGGGUACAUUCGUGAAGAAGGCGGGGAGGAAAACAAACCUGGAGGGUCGCGUGUACGCUACUGAUAAGCAGAGGGUGGGGACGCGGUAUGAUAUCGUUGUUAGAGAGGAAAGGAGGAAGAAGGAGAAUGAACAAGCGGCAGCGGCGGCGGCUGCGAGGGCGGCGAGUGGAUAUUUCGCACCCCACAGGACCGGCUGUGAAGGAGUUCAUAGUGGAGCGUAAGAUACGGAGAGGCGGGCGAGGAAGAUCCCCACCUUUGGCGGCAAGACGACAAAGCGGUCAGUAUCGAGCGCGGUGCGUGAUACCCCUUGCUAUUAAUAUUUGCUUUCAUCGAGAACUCAGGACAAGGGUUGCAAUUGACCAUCAUGAGCAAGGCAAAAGAAGUCCUGGGAAGCGGGAAUUAUGAGCGGAGCGAAAGUUCUUAAACACCAGUUUUAUUCUUUCGUGUAGCGAAUGGUUUAUAUACACCGUUCUUCAUUCCACCUCUUUCGUGCCAAAAGUGCGAGUCU